Messenger RNA from Melozone crissalis (California towhee), 9698 nucleotides. It is a transcript of the gene HEG1, whose product is annotated as heart development protein with EGF like domains 1. The record is from RefSeq and is a predicted model, not a curated record. The coding region runs from base 1 to 5682 and encodes 1893 amino acids. NCBI's taxonomy places the organism in Eukaryota, Metazoa, Chordata, Aves, Passeriformes, Passerellidae. Gene Ontology annotation, biological process: heart development. The transcript has 23 exons. Gene Ontology annotation, molecular function: calcium ion binding.
AUGCGAGAGGGGGGUGAUCCUGCCAUAGCGGGGGCCGCCGUGCCCGCCGGCUGCGGGCCCUGCGCGCUGCCCGUGUUUAACGCGGAACCGAACCGGGCCACCUCCGCGCCGGCGGGCAGGGGGUCACGCUCGCCCAGCGCGGCGCCGCCCCGAGGGGGGGGCACGGGGAAUUCAUUAAAAAAUCGCUAUUUACGUGGUUAUUCAUUGCCCCGCUCCGGCGCCAUGCCGGCAGCCUGCACCCUGCUGCUGCUGCUGGGCUUGGGGCUGGUCCCGGUCCCGCCGGCCGGCCCGCUGCCCCUCGCCUCCCCGCGGCGUCUUCCUCCACCUCCCCCUCCUCCUCCUCCGUCCCGAAACCGUCUCGGCCGCCCUUCCUCGCUUCCCGCCGGCAGCCCGGUCAUUGAAAGCAGCCAUCAGGAGAGACGCUCAAGCACAGAGAUGAGGACUGCUGGUGCUCCUGUGGAGCUGGUGACGAUGCUGGCUGGGAGCAGGGAGUGGGCAUCACUGCCUGCCAGGCACCGGGCAGUGCCAGCAGCAAGCAGGGUCACAGGGCACACUGUGCCCCCUGCCAGUGAUGGGGAUGUCACCCCUCCAGCAGCAGGAUCCUCAGAGAACCCAUCUGCUGGCACAGUGACCCACCUGCUCACCCACAGCCAUCCCCCUGACCCUGGAAGCCAUCACCACGCUGCAGACAGCCCAGGGAGAGGCAGGAGGGCUCCCAGCACCCCUGCAGCUGCUGAGGGGACACCACCAGGCUCAGAAGCCAUCAGCACCAAUUUGGCUGAGGGGACACAGGGAGGGCACCAUGGGCUCUGGAACGUGUCAGCGUUUAACACCAUGAGGACAGUGCUGCUCCCUUCAUCUCCAGAAUCUCAUCACCCAGGCACUGACAGCCUCUCCCAAUCCAUGAGCAGCUGGGUGGGCACAGAGCUGGGCACUGCAGCUGCUUCACCCAGCCCCAGCUCUGCCCUCCCUGGCUCCCUGGGACAGCCCCAGGCCUCCUCCCAAGCUUCAAGCACCCAGACUGGUGCAGAGCACAUCAUGCUACACCCCAGGGGUGUCACGGGGAGCUUGACCAGCCCUUUGCUGACUGCAUCACCUCCCAUGGACAGCACCGUCAGAGGCGUUGGAAGCAGCCACCAGCCGUCCAACAGCUCAGCCACGGAGAGGUUCAGUUCGGAUUUCACCAGCACCAGCACCUCCAUUUCCACAACCUCUGCCAAGGCUGGAGGGAGGACAUUGAGGUCUCUGCCAGCCAGCACCAGGCUGGUCACCAUGGCAGAGAUUUCCACCUCUGGGACUGAACUCAGCAGCUCCUCAGCCCAGAGCCAGACCCCUGGGGUGUCUCUGGGUGCCCAGGGUGAUGGAGGCAGAGGUGUCACAGACCCAUUGCUCUCAGGCUUGCCAUCCAUUUCAGGAAGUGCUUCCACAACUUCUGGCAGCAGUUAUGAACCCCCCAGGAGCAUCCCAAGUGCGGAAGAGACAACAGAGCACUUGGACAUCCAGGCUGCCGACAUGUCCAGCAUGGCAGUGGGGACACUGAUGUCCCCAGAAAAUGGCCACACAGCAGAGGUGACAAGGCACUCUGCCACCAGCAGCAGCCCCACAAGCUCUUUGGGCGGGACCUCCUCUUCCUUGAGGACUGGGACACAUCAUCUCAACAGCACAUGGGAAGCCACUGAUCUCCCAGGCCCUCCUUUGCUCACAAGCUCCCUCUCUGCCUCUGAAGGUCCUUUCCCAGGUGUCAGAGGCAGCCACAGACCAGUGGCAGAGAAAACCUCCCUCACUUCCUCUGCCACCAGCACUCCCAUUUCAGCCACAUCCAGCAGUGGGGGGAGGCCCCCCAGGUCAGCCUCGGCCAGCAGCCCCUGGGCAGCAGCCAAGGGCUCCACGUCCAGCAGUGCCAUGUACAGAACCUUGGGAACAACCCAGUCCUUGUCCACAUCUUCUGGGAGAGAGACCUCCAGGGCUCAGGGGUCCACAGGAAUGACAGAUUUCACUGAAGUGGCAGACCCUCCCCUAACACGCUCUGGCUCUCCUUUGGAGGGUCCUUCCCCAGUUACUGGAAGCAGCCAUGUGUCAUUCAGCAUCCUGUCAACAGAGAGAAGAACCAAUUUCCCCACCACCAUCACCUCUGUUUACACAACAGGCACCAAGGGAGGAGGGAGGACAUUAAGGUCUCUGCCAGCCAGCACCACCCUGGCCCAAACAACAGAGGUUUCCACCACUGGUACUGAAAACAUCAGCUCUCCAGGCCAUUCCCAGUCUUCUUUGGGAACCCAGGGUGGUGGUGGCAGAGGUUCCACCCUGUCAUCUGUGAACCCACUGCUCACAGGCUCACCAUCUGCUCCAGAAAGCACCUCCCCAGACAAGAGCUCAGCAACAGGAAGACACCUGCCUCUCACCAGCACACCCGGUGUGGUGGGAACUGCCACCAGGGAGGAGAGCAGCACAGUGCCUGUGUUGGACACCCAUGGAGCUUCCAGCGCCACAGGGAACUCUGCUCCCUCUCCCCCCCACACCAGCACCCUGGACACAGUCCUGCUGUCCUCUCCAGCAGCACAGCCUGGGAAGCAGAGUCGUGUUCCACAGAGCGGGGCAGGACUCAGUGAGCUCCCAACAAAGCUGCUGCCUGCAUUUUCGGCCAGCGUUUCAGUGCCUUCACCUUCAGCCACACUCUUCAUCCACAAGGAAGGGACACCUCAAGCCCCAGGUAGCCACAGCACAUGGAGCACAAAAGCAGAAAGCCCCACAUCUCAGCUGGACACAGCUGGGGACACCCACACCGGCCCUGUCCCGUCCUCCACGGCAUGGCCUCCAGUGAGACAUGUGUCAUCUGGCCAAGCAGGGUCCCCAGAGCCCAAGGUCACCCUUUCAUCCAAGGCCUUCACCUACUUCUCUGCUGCUGCUGAACCUUCCACUAUUGGCAGCAGCCAUGGCUCCCUAAGCAGCUCAGGUGCUGAGAAGAGGAUGCCCAGCCCCAUCACCGAUCCCGUGUACAGUUCAUCCCCGUCUGCGGGUGCUGAGGAGAGGAUGCUGCUCUCAGUGACAGGUGGCACUCUGGCUGGUGGCAUGGAGAGCUCUUCUUUCCAUGCUGGAGCUCCCAGCUCUCCAGGGCCAUCUGAGCCAGCCCUGGUGGAGCAGGGCAGGACAGCCAACGCCUCCACCAGCAGCGGGGGCUUCACGGGCUUUGCGACGGAGACGGUGUUUGUGCGUUCUGCCAAGAUACCCACUUACUCUUCUUUCCAGAAUGAUCUCACAAACUUUUCAGGUAGCCACCAGCCAGUCAGUGGCAGUGAUGCUGAGAAAAGGACCUCGGUCUCUCACACAGACGGCACAUACAUUUCAACCACAUACACCAGAGGAGGAGAAAGGACCCUCCUGUCUAUCUCCAACAGCAGCACCUCUGCUGACUCCUCAGAAAGUUCCACCUUUUUUUCUGAAAUUUCCAGCCCUUUUGAUGCCUCACAAUCAUCUGUGGCUCAUGACAGGCAGACCAAUGCGUCAAACAGAAGCAGUUUUGUUGAACCAUCUACGGAGCCGUUGCUGGUGCACCCUUCCAAACCAUCGACAUCUGCUUCUACAGGCAGCAUAGAAAAUACAACUCUAUUCAACACUGCCUCUGAGUUGUUGACCACUGACAGAUCUUCUCUGUCUUCAUCAGCAUUUCCAGCCUCUUCCUCACUGUCAUCACUGCAGCACUUGCUGUCAUCAACACCACCACCAACUCAUCUGUUUACACGGUCAGAAUCACCUGAGCCACACUUGCCCUCUGUGAUGGCAUCUUCACCCCCUCUGCAGGCUUUGCCAUCCUCCUUGCCCACUUCCUCCUUGCCCUCCCCAUCUUACUCAUUGGCAUCUUUACUGUCUGUGUUUUCAUCCCCCUCAUCCAUCUCGCAGUCCAGUGAGAGAGAUCAAGCGAGUACCACUGUGGCUACGGUCAGGCAGGAGCCCUCCACAGCUGCCACAGCCAGGAGCUCACCCAGAGAGACCAACAAGCCCAGUGUCACACACCAGCCCCAAAAGAGCACCACCUUCACUCCCACCAGGUCACCUCUCCCUACGGAACCCAUGGAGCUGCUUGGUGGACGUGUCGUGUCCGUGUCCGCUCCCGUGACAGUAACAGAGACUGCCUCACCUAGAGAUGCCACCACCAAUGGGGACAGCUCUGGGAAGGCAACACCACUGCUCACCACAGCCAGUGUUGCUCCACAGGCUGGUCCAACAGAUGCACCCCUUAGUCCCUCAGCAAGUGCAGCAAAUCAGGGCAGCAUUGUCCCCACAGUGGCAGUGACCACGGUGAAGCCUCCUGUGCUGACAACGCCGUCCGGUCGCCGGCCCAGCCCAGGUGAGGCCAGCACCAUGCAGGACCACAGGGCCCAGACACCCACUGCCACUAAGCACAGUUACACCACUGGUAAAAGCACAGAAGCCAUGGCUCCCACCACUGCAAAGCCUGGUAAAGCCACUGAGGAAAACAUCCCUGUUACAAGUACCUCUGCAGCACCUCCAACCAUCAAAACCACUGGGAGCAUUGCAACGACUUUGGCCGCUGCCAAACCAACCACUGCUCCUCUGCCAAGCAGCACAGUCAGGCUGAGGACAUCACCUCCAGCCACAGAGGUGGAUAAAUGUCUUUCCAACCCUUGUCCUGCACUGGCCACCUGCAACAACACCCAUGGCUCCUAUAUCUGUCAGUGUCCUCUUGGAUAUGAGCUGGAAAAAGGAAAGUGCAAUUUAGUGAGAAUAUUUAUUGGCCAGGUUCCCCUGAAACUUAACAUCACCCACGGGAAGUACACAGAGCUCUUCCACGUGGAGAGGGAGAUCCUGGAGGUGCUCAAUGCAUCGCUGUCAGGCUUGCCAGGAUACCACCACUCCACAGUUAAGGCAAGCAGGGAGGCAAAUUUUGUGCACGUUUCAGUGCAAUCCACGUUCUCUUUAGCGUCCAACGUGACUUUCUUCGAUGUUAUCAGCAGUGUGAAAAGCUACAUUCGAGCUUGCAAAUCCCCCACUGAAGCCUGCCAGUUCAUAUCAAGCCUGAAAUCACUCCACAGAGCUGGCAGCUUGUGCAGACAGAAGGACCCUGAAUGUGACAAGGAAACUUCAGAAUGCACCGACUUUGAUGGGGUUGCUCUCUGCCAGUGCAAAAGUGGGUACUUCAAAUACAACAAGAUGGACCACUCCUGCAGAGCCUGUGAAGAUGGAUAUAAGCUGGAAAACGAGACCUGUGUGAGCUGCCCUUUUGGCUUGGGUGGAUUCAACUGUGGAAACCCCUAUCAGCUCAUCACGGUGGUGAUUGCAGCUGCAGGAGGGGGACUGCUGCUGAUCAUGGGCAUUGCACUGAUUGUCACCUGCUGCCGGAAGAAUAAAAAUGACAUAAGUAAACUGAUUUUCAAGAGUGGGGAUUUCCAGAUGUCACCUUAUGCUGAAUAUCCGAAGAAUCCCCGGGCACAGGAGUGGGGCAGAGAGACCAUCGAGAUGCAGGAGAAUGGAAGCACCAAGAACCUGUUGCAGAUGACAGAUGUGUAUUAUUCGCCAACUGGACUGAGAAAUCCUGAACUGGAAAGAAAUGGACUUUUUCCUCCCUACACUGGUUUGCCUGGAUCUCGACAUUCGUGCAUCUACCCUGGACAAUACAAUCCGUCCUUCAUUAGUGAUGAAACCAGAAGAAGAGACUACUUUUAGCAAAGAGUGGAGAGGGAGUGGAAGAUUGACACAGUCGUGUGGCCCUUAAUUCCCAGGUGCAAUCUGUCUCCUGGGUAGUUGAGGCCACAUCAAUCUUACUCUUCCCAUUUAAUAGGAAGGACUUUGAACUUCAUGCUGAGCAUUGCUGCCCUGAGGGACGGUCACAGUUGCUGAGCAUCAGAGAGGAGGAGGAGGAAGAGGAGGGAAUGGCUCAAGAAGCACAUCACUAAAAGACCCAGUGGGAAGCUAACACGUGUACUCCUUAUUCAUUCUUCACUCUUGGCGCUACACGGGCAAGCAUGGAUCAGUACAGGCAGAUGAACUGUGCCCAGCACUCUGUGUUGAAUACCACUAGGGAGUGUCUUGUUUACAGAUCUCGUUCACUGUUGACUGUGCUUGUCUUCCUAGCCAGCCUUCAUGCAGAGAUUCACUGUGCAAUUGCUUUUGGUCAGGCAAGUUUGUCCACUCCCUUUUAGAUCACUGCCUCGCUGUCGGUUUCGUGUAUGAUAGGGAAGCUGACUUGUGUUCACCUUCAUACAGGUAAAAGUUCUCCAGAUUUCUGGGUCCUUGCCAAAGCCAGGUGUCUGGCAAUAUUGGCUGAAUUCGUGGGUUGAUUGUCUCCAAGGAGUGUGGGAAGGUUAGUCACACCACUGCAAUUUUAACAGAAAAAAGGCACAGUUGUUCCUCUGUGCUGCUUUGAAAUCUUCUGUAUAUAGGGAAUGUUGUUGUUUUGUCAACCAAUAUUGUUCAGAAGUGAUGCCACCACAUGCCAUCGGGGUGCUUCCAUGUGGGAUCCUUUGGGGCUCUGUUUCCCUGCAAGGAUUUAAAUGCCUGUAGACACAGCAAUACAAUAUUAAGUAAUUACUCACAGGGAAGAAGAAGAUGAGCUGUGAAUUCAGAAUAUUUUUUACUAGGAAUCUGUGAAGGAGUAAUAAUGCUGUAGCCUUGGCUGGGCAGAGGAACCUGAAUUCUGGGCACUGAAGGUGGGAUAUGUUUUCAAACCUCCAGAGUCCACCUUGAAUUUGUAGGCACUGUGGAGACUUUCAGUGCAUUGGAAAAGAGGGCUUACUGCAGUCAGUUGCAUUUAAGGAAGAGAAAAACAUGAUGCUUGCAAUCCUGGCAUAGCAAAGAUCACUUAUGUUGAAGUGUUUUUCUUUCUUCCAUCCUAGUUUCGAGUGAUUCAGACCAGGCAAGUUUCCUCACCCGGGUGUAUUCGUUCUUAUUAGCAGAAGCUGAAGAAUUUAAGUUAUUGCAUUUCUCACCAAAGAUCAGGCUGAAAAUUAUGGACUGUAUUCUGACCUAAAGUGAGUUGUGGAAAGAGAUCUUACUAAUCACAGAACCUGGAAUGGGUUGGAAGGGAUCUUACAGAUAAUUUUUUUCCAGCUCCUCUACCAUAAGCAGGGACACCUUCCACUAGACCAGGUUUCUCAAAGCCCCAUCCAACCUGGCUUUGAACACUUGCAGGGAUUGGCAACUUCUCUGGGCAACCUGUUUCAGUGCCUCACCAUUCUCAUAGUGAAGAAUUUCUUUCUUGUAACUAAUCUAAACCUACUUUCUUUGCUUUAAAAUAAUUUUCCUAGUCCUAUCCCUACAUGCCUUUGUGAAAAGUCCCUCUCCAGCUUUCUUGUAGGCCUCCUUUAGUUACUGGAAGGUGCUCUAAGGUCUCCCUGGAGCCUACUCUUCUCCAGGCUGAACUGCCCCAACUUUCUCAGACUGUCUUCACAGGAGGGGUGCUCCAGCCUCUGACCACCUUUGUGGCCUCCUCUGGCCUCAUCUGUUCUGAUGGGAGCACUGAACACAGCACUGCAGGUGGGGUCUCAGGGGAGCAGAGUGGAGGGAGAGGAUCUGGUGCUGCCAAGGACACAAUUGGCUUUCUGGGCUGUGAGAGCACAUUGCUGGGUCAUUCUGAGCUUCUCACCAACCAACACCCCAAGUCCUCAGGGUUAGUUUCUAUUCUCCAAGAGCCUGCAUUUGUGCUGGGGACUGCCCCGGCUCACAUGCGGGAAAUAUAAUUAAAUAUCAUGAAGUAUAUUUACCACUUAUCUUUACUGCACUGUUAAUCUGAGUCAUCCAAAGCCUGUUUAGGUACAAGGUCCAGAUGCAGUUUCUCCUCUUGAAUGUGAAUGUGCUUUUAAUUCAAGGUGGCUGCUUGUACAAGGAUAAGAAAUAGCACAGUUCCAUUGCCACUAACUCACCACAUCUGUAGUGUGCACAUAAGCUGAUAUUCCCUUCUCCCCCACCAUGCUUUAAAAGACACAGUGCCCACAGCUAAGUUCAUUAGGUAGCUCAGCUGACUGAAGCACUGAGGAUCAUGGGGUGCAUCCCCCAAAGUGUCUAACCCUAAUUCAGAUGCUCAUGUGUUGUGUGGCUGCUCACUGGAGGCAAACCUGGGGUGAUGAGGAGCUCUCUAUCAGGAAGGGGGUACUUGCAUCCUACAGAUGGUGUGAGUUCCCAGAUCCUUUCCCAGCACUUCAGAGGCUGUUGUGUUCCCUACCAAAGGUCAGUAACUGGUAUCCAGAGGGAAGUGAGACAACAACAGGCAGUUAUAAGCUGUGUUGGCUUAGAGGUUUCUGGUCCCUGCUCACAGUUGUUUCUGUUUUCUCAAAACUUCAAGACAGGAAAGGUGCCCCAGAUGUGCCUGAGAAGGCACAGUUCAGUGCACCAGCCAUAGCACACAAACACACUGUCUCUUUUAUGCCUCAGCUCUUGUCUUCUGUGCAGAAGCAGCAGUGUGAGCUUGCAGAGAACCAGAGCUUUAUGGACACCUGGGGCAGUACCUUUUGCACUUGCAUGAACUUUUGGUGACAAUGCAUGCAGCUUCACACCUGUCUGAUCCACAAUCAGCCUUGCAGCUGGUAGUGCACAGCUGAUCUCAGCUGUAGGGGGAAAGGAAUGGAUGCUCAUGGGAAGUACAGCUACCUAAGGAACUGUAUUUAAGGAAAGCUCUACUUACAGUGUCCAAAAUAUUACAACAGGUAAAGCAUAAGAAUUAGCUGUUCAUUGCCAUGCUCAUCGGAGUUUUCAUCCAGGACAGAAAGGACUGCCUUUCACCUGGUAUGGAGCAGAGCUGUGUUUUUGUUACAAAAGAAAAGAAGAUGCAAUUCAUGCAAAAUCUAAAUCCAAAGCCUAUAGACAAGCACUGGACUUUGUCCCUUUUCAGCAAAGUAGCUUGUGAUAAGAUGUCCCAGUAAUGCUGAGAACCCCAUGAUUUUCCCAUGUGCCAGCAUUUCCUCAGAUGGGGGAGCAUUUAGGCCUAUACUUAUAGGCAAAAAUGUUUAACUGCUUGGUUAGUUCAAAGACUGGGAUAUGAACUUCUGUGUGUCAGGUACAAGGGCAAAGUAUGGCACACCAACUCACAAUUCCAGUCCUUCUGCACAAAGAGUAUAUGAACAAAACUUCUGGUCUGUGUCUCCCAGCACAUGGCAAAUUGCAAGGGAUUUGAGUGGAAUUGAGAUAGGACUAUUUCUAAAGAGAGCACACAAAAGUUUGCAAGUAAUAAUUUUAAUACCUUAAUGGUCUUCAAAUUCUUGCUGAAUUGUAUCUGGAGAGAAAGAGUCUCAGUAAAUCCAGCAGGAUUUUCUGAGUGAGGACUGCAAAACUUGGAAUUUUCUGAAAGAGUGUUAUUGCACUGAAAUUUUCUCUCUGACAGUGGAGGUAAACAUUAGAACAUUUCUUAUGAGGGUUUAUCCAUUGCAGCCUGACCUUCUGUGUAGCUUGGAUAAGGAAGGAGUCUCAGAGCCAAGGCAUAGCCCACAGAAGGAGGGGGAAAAGGGUCUCUCUUGGCUUGCCACACCUUCUCUGGGUGUUUUAGGAGGCCCUGCCCAGCAGGCAAGAGAGGGGUUCAGGCAGGAGGAGUCAGCACCCAGAUGAGUGCAGGUGCUUUCCCUGAGUGUUCCAGGAAGCUUUUGGGAAGGUGACAGAGGCAGCCUGGGGUGAUCCACCAGCCCAGCUGCAACCUGUGCUGCAGUGCUCCUGUCUCCAGCCAGGCACCGCCCACUCCCAGCUCCCCUGGGACA